CGAGCGCAUGUCAUCUGCUUGAUUGCCACGACGAUGGAGGUGGCGGCUUCUCAUUGGACGGAAAACAGCAGCUUUUCAAACCCUCUCACGUCGGCGGAGUUCGUCACGGUCCGCGCCGUGGUCCCGCCGUACAUCAUGGCCGUGUCCAUGUUGGGCCUCGCCUUGAACGCUUUCGUCCUGUGCGUGUUCCUGGCUCACAAGGAUCGCCUGAGCGUGGCCGAGGUCUACCUGGGCAACCUGGCUCUGGCCGACCUGGCGGUCCUGUGCGGCCUCCCCUUCUGGGCCGCCAACAUCCUCAACGGCUACGACUGGCGCUACGGCGACGCCCUGUGCAAGAUGGUCAACGGCGUCAUGACGGUCAACCUCUACACCAGCGUCUACACUUUGGUCAUGAUCAGCGUGGACCGCUACAUGGCAAUCGUGAUGACCAUGCGGGCGAGGCGGCUGCGGCGGACGCGGCACGCCAAGGUCGUCUGCGCGCUCCUCUGGAUUUUGGGGCUCUCGCUCAGCACGCCCACCAUCCUGCACAGGAAGGUGAUGUACUUUGAAGAGUUCCAGAUGACAUUCUGCCUGCUGGACUACAGCCACGGCAGCGCGUGGAAGUUAGCCAACCAGAUCCUGCUGAACGUCGCCGGCUUCGCCGUCCCGGCUCUGGUGAUCGUCUUCAGUAGCGGGGCGAUCAUCGCGGCUUUGAGACGGAGGAAGGAGAGCGUCGGGGAUCAGGACGUGAAUGACGCCAAGGCCUCAGCGCUGUUGUACGCCGUCACUCUGCUCUUCAUCCUGUGCUGGGGGCCCUACCAGGUCUUCACCUUCCUCGAUACGCUCUGCGACGUCCGCGUGCUGGACGCCGCCACGUGGUCCCGCGCUCUGGACGUCGGGGGCCAGGUCUCGGCCUACCUGGGCGUCCUCAACAGCGCCCUCAACCCAGUGCUCUACGUCAUAUCCGGACAAUAUUUCAGAAAGAAAGUUUGCGCCGUUUAUCGCACGGCUCGACGAAAUCGCAGAGGGUCGGACGUGACCACCAAUCAGCGCUCUGUCGUCUCCACUUACGUUCACAGACCUGAGCAAAUUAAGCCUGUUGUCAUAUAGAGAGAUUAUGAUCUAUAUUCUGUAUAUGCUCUGUGAAUAUAAACUGUAUAUAAAAUGGGAUACAAUAUAUAAUAUAGCGUAAUAUGGUAUGAUGUAUCAUAAGUACAGAUCCAUUGUGGUCUGUAAGUUGCAUAUGUAAAUUAAAACAUUGAUCUGUAGUAUUAUUUUACAUGUCCGUCCAUUCUCUUUGCCGCUUAUCCUCACGAGGCCGAACCAAUCACAGGGCCAAACAGUCAAACUCACAAUCACACCUAGGGGCAAUUUAGAAUGUCCAAUUAAUGUUGCAUGUUUUUGGGAUGUGGGAGGAAAACGGAGUGCCCGGAAGCAACCCACGUAGGCACCUGGACAAAACGUGCAAACUGCACACAAGUGGGUCCGGGAUUGAACCCGGUACCUCAGAACUGUGAGGGAAACGCUUUACCAGCUGACCUACUGUGCCUCUGUGAUCCAUGGUACUAUUACGUACA
Messenger RNA from Syngnathoides biaculeatus (alligator pipefish), 1556 nucleotides. RefSeq names its product bradykinin receptor B1 (gene bdkrb1). The transcript has 2 exons. Lineage: Eukaryota; Metazoa; Chordata; Actinopteri; Syngnathiformes; Syngnathidae. The record is from RefSeq and is a predicted model, not a curated record. Gene Ontology annotation, cellular component: membrane. Gene Ontology annotation, molecular function: bradykinin receptor activity. Gene Ontology annotation, biological process: immune response; inflammatory response; response to mechanical stimulus. Bases 34 to 1089 code for a protein of 351 amino acids.